AUGGUUAUGAUCUCAAGGUGGUCCGUGCAAUUCGGGGAAGCAGGCGGAAUCUGGCAGAGACCUGUAAGCCAUGUGGUGCCAAACCCCUCCAGCCCCAUAGUGACCGGGUUCUCUGGACUUCCGACUCCUGUCCAAGGAUACAGGCCAGAACGGAAAAAAUUUUCCUCACCCGUUUACACCCAACCAACCGAUCUCAUCCACAUCCAAUCCUCGCCUUCCAUUCCAUUUCAGCUCUCUGGUUUCUUCCCCGUGAUUUCCCUGUAA
Melampsora larici-populina 98AG31 is the source of this 264-nucleotide messenger RNA. RefSeq lists its product as uncharacterized. NCBI's taxonomy places the organism in Eukaryota, Fungi, Basidiomycota, Pucciniomycetes, Pucciniales, Melampsoraceae. The record is from RefSeq and is a predicted model, not a curated record. The coding region runs from base 1 to 264 and encodes 87 amino acids. The transcript has 2 exons.